UUCUGUGGCGCCUACUGUCACGGUUAGAACUGGAACGAAACCUCAAAAGCUCUCUCUCAACUGCCCUUCUCCAUCAUCGAAACAUAAGAAAGUUCGAGGUUGGUGUCAGAGUGAGAAAAAAACCAGACACCAAACAUGUCGGGGGAAGACAUGGAGAGAGCAGUGAACAAGAGCAGGACUGGUAAUAGCAGCAGCAACAACAACAAUUAUGCAACAUCAGACAUGGAGCCUCGGUGGACUUCUUGGUUGGUUCCAGUGAUCGUGCUGGCUAAUGUUGCAGUUUUCAUUGUUGUCCUGUACAUCAACGACUGCCCUAAACAUAGAAAUCCGCUGCCCUCUGAUGACGGCAAGUGCGUGGCCAGGUUUCUGAGAAGGUUCUCGUUUCAGCCUUUGAGGGAAAAUCCUCUCUUUGGCCCUUCUUCAAACACAUUGAAGAAAUUGGGGGCACUUGAGUGGAACAAAGUGGUCCAUGAACAUCAAGGAUGGAGACUUGUCACUUGCAUCUGGCUUCAUGCUGGUCUUAUUCAUCUUCUCGUAAAUAUGCUGUGCCUUGUUUUCAUUGGUAUUCGCCUUGAACAGCAAUUUGGAUUUGUGCGAAUUGGGAUAGUCUACCUGGUGGCUGGUUUCGGAGGGAGUGUUCUUACCCUCCUGUUUAUCCGCAACCACGUCUCUGUUGGUGCUUCUGGUGCACUUUUUGGACUUCUUGGAUCAAUGCUUUCUGAAUUAAUUACAAACUGGUCUCUUUAUACCAACAAGGCUGCAGCACUGGUAACUCUUGUGGUGAUCAUUGCCAUUAAUCUUGCAAUAGGAAUUUUGCCCUAUGUGGGAAAUUUUGCUAACAUUGGUGGGUUUCUUACUGGCCUCUUCCUCGGCUUCAUUCUGCUGCCUCGUCCGCAGUUUGGGUGGCUUAAUCGCGCGAAUCUUCCUGCCGACACUCCUGUCAGAUCAAAAUACAACGUUUAUCAAUAUGUUCUAUGGCUGAUUUCCCUGGUUCUACUAGUUGCAGGAUUCACAGUUGGGCUGGUGAUGCUGUUCCGGGGAGAGAAUGUUUACCAUCGGUGCCAUUGGUGUCGAUACGUGAGCUGUGUUCCAACCUCACGAUGGAACUGCAACGAAAACUAGUAGUUUUCCCAUGUAAAUGCAUAGAAAGCUUAGAAACUGGAUGGCUUUUCAUGUAUAUAUUGUGCCUUUUUUGUCUUUGCUUUCUACCUAUUAUUAAUACAAUUGGUUCUUGUUGGUAUGUUUACUAAA
Messenger RNA from Mangifera indica (mango), 1251 nucleotides. Its product is annotated as RHOMBOID-like protein 2. Lineage: Eukaryota; Viridiplantae; Streptophyta; Magnoliopsida; Sapindales; Anacardiaceae. Gene Ontology annotation, cellular component: membrane. Gene Ontology annotation, biological process: proteolysis. Gene Ontology annotation, molecular function: serine-type endopeptidase activity. The transcript is spliced from 5 exons. Bases 136 to 1122 code for a protein of 328 amino acids. The record is from RefSeq and is a predicted model, not a curated record.